GGGAGAGCGCUUGUCCGAGGAUAAUCGCAGGUGGCGAGCUUGACAAAUUGGCGGACGACAGAAACAUGCGUUUGGACGCCAUUUAAACGAGGGGGGAAAAAAACAACGAACAUUUAUUUAUCGCUCUUGCUCCUUGGAUAAACGACAAUGCGCUCGCCGGCUCGGUUCGUCGCCAGCUGGGCUCUGACCAUCCACAUCCAACACCUCCUCCUCGUCCUCCUCUUCCUCUGCUGCACGCUCAGGAUGAUUGACGGGGCCGUGAAACCGCGGCCCUGCACGGAGGAGGACUACUACUUUGAGUACACCGAGUGCCGCAGCUCGGGCUCUCGGUGGCGGGCGGCCAUUCCGCACGAGCCCGGAGCCUGCGUCGGCCUGCCUGAGCCGGUGCGUGGGACAGCUUGCACCUUUUCUUGCAAAGCCGGCGAGUUCCUGGAGAUGUCGGCCCAAGAGUGCACCCGCUGCGCGGCGGGAAGCUACUCCCUGGGCAGCGGCAUCCGCUUCGACGAGUGGGACUCCAUGCCGGCGGGAUUCAGUAGCCUAGCAACCGCUCUGCAAUUCGGCGCCCACAGAGACGGCGACCUCGCGUGCAACAGCUCUUCCUGGGUGCCCCAAGGAAGCUAUCUGGAGUCCAACAGGGACGAGUGCACAGUCUCGCUCGUGUACUCGGUCCACCUGAAAAAGCAGGGAUCCGUCACCUUCGAGUACCAGUACCCGGACAACAACCUGUUAUUUGAGUUCUUUAUCCAGAAUGACCAGUGUCAAGUGAUGGAUCAGGCUGCAGAAACAAAGUGGCUAAAGCUCACCAACCAAGGAGAGUGGGCCACCCACACGGUGAACCUCCAGUCUGGCACAAACACCAUGUACUGGAGGACCGGUGCCGUCACGAUGGGCACCAAAGCGGUGAAGCCUGCUCUGCUGAAAAACGUCCAAAUAGAAGGAGUGGCCUACACAUCCGAGUGUUUCCCUUGUAAGCCCGGCACGUUCAGCCGAGUGCCGGGCUCGUCUUCGUGCGAGCCCUGCCCUCGGGACACCUUUUCGGGCCAUGGGGCCAGCUCCUGCUCCCCCUGCAACACCGCCACUCAGUAUGCAGAUGAGGGGUCUGAAAAGUGCAAAAACAGACCGCCAUGCACCAAGAAGGACUUUUUCAACAUUCACACAGCGUGCGACAACGACGGCAAGACCCAGAUCCGUUACAAGUGGAUCGAGCCCAAGGUCUGCUUGGAGAAGCUGAAUGGAGCGGAGACGCUGCCCCCUGGUGGCGAACGAGAGCCCUGCCCUCCCUGCAACCCCGGUUUCUAUAACAACAACACUUCCGUCUGCUCACCCUGCCCCGCCGGGACGUACUCCGACGGGAUGAAACCGUGUCAGUUGUGCCCGGCGGGCACCGAGCCCACCCUGGGCUUUGAGUACAAGUGGUGGAAUGUUGUUCCCGCUAACAUGAAGACGUCCUGCUUCAACGUGGGCAACUCAAAGUGUGACGGCAUGAACGGCUGGGAGGUAGCACGCGAUCACAUCCGGAGCGGAGCGGGAAGCUCAGAUAACGACUACCUAAUCCUCAGCAUCCAUGUUCCUGGCUUCAAGCUCCCGACGUCAAUAUCUAGUCACACGGGCACAGAGUUUGGCCGGAUUACGUUUGAGUUUGAGACAGUGUGCUCCGGUGACUGUGAAUUCUACUUUAUGAUGGACGUGAACCGGAGGAGCACCACCGUCGUGGAGUCAUGGGAGAGGAGCAAAACCCGACAGUCGUACACACAUGUCAUGACCAAGAACGCCACAGUUUCUUACACCUGGGCUUUCCAGAGGACCAAUCAGCCCAAGGACGUCCGUCACUACGUCAACGACGUGGCGCGCAUCUACUCCAUCUCGGUGAGCAACGCGAUGGAUGGGGUGUCGUCCGAGUGUCGCGCCUGCGCCCUCAGCACGCAGCCGUCCGACUCUGCCUGCGUGCCAUGUCCGCCGGGUCACUACAUCGAGCCGCGGAGCAGCCGCUGCGCCGAGUGCCCUCCCGACACUUACCUGCUCUCUCAGGCCACGCCGGGGCCGGACGCCUGCAAGCCUUGUGGACCGGGCAGUCAGAGCAGCAAGGAUCACCACUUAUGCUACAGCGACUGUCACUUCACACACAUGGACGGCAACGUCACCAUGACCUUUGACUUCAGUCCGCUGGGUUCGGUGGGAACGCUGAUGAACGGGCCGAGCUUCACUUCUAAGGGAACCAAAUACUUCCAUCAGUUCAACAUCAGCUUGUGCGGCGGACAGGAUCAGCUGGCCUCGUGCAAAGACAACGUGACGGACUUGUCCGUCAGCGAUUCUCCGAGUGAGCGCGGCGACGGGGUCAACUCUGUCAAGGGCUUCAUCUGCCAAUCAACCAUAAUCCCAGCCAGCGGACGAGGCUUCAACACGGCGCUCACCUCGCAGUCCAUUAACCUGGCUGACACCUUCCUCGGCGCAACGGUUGACGGUAUACUCGCUGGUAUUCAGGCAAGACCAGAGCUGUACCCCCGCACCUCCUUGAAAGUGCCAGAUGUCAACUUCUACUUCCGGUCUUUUGAGAUCACCUCGUCUUGCGAAUCAGGCCGCAGCACAGUGGUGUCGGUGCGCUGUAAUCCCGACAAAAGUGCCAAAGGAGAACUCUCCGUGCCCAGUACGUGUCCCGCAGGAACGUGCGACGGCUGCACCUUUCAUUUCCUCUGGGAGAGCUCCGCGGCGUGUCCCACGUGCUCUGAGAGGGACUACCACCGUUUAGAGGGAGCCUGCAAGGCGGGACAACAGGACGUGUUGUACGUGUGGACAGAGCCCAAGAUUUGCAUGGGAGGCGUGAGCUUGCCCGACAAGAAGACGUUGCCGUGCGAAGGGAUGGACUUCUGGGUGCGGCUGGGCGCGGGAUUGGGCGCCUUCACCGCCGUGCUGCUCGUCUCGCUCACCUGCUACUUCUGGAAGAAGAACAAGCGGUUGGAGUAUAAGUACUCGCGGCUGGUCAUGUCCGCCAACAGCAAGGAGUGCGAGCUGCCGGGCGCCGACAGCUGUGCCGUCAUGGAGGGCGAGAACGAGGGCGACGUGGACGACGAGGUGGUCUACUCCAAACCCUCGCUGCUCGGCAAACUCAAAGCCAUAGCGUCCAAGAAAAAUGGUGAGAGCUAUGAAAACAUGCAGCUAAACUCUUCUCAUUCCAAAGCUUUGGUAUGGAGUUAAAGCAACGGAGAAAGCAACAGGGAGAGACCCUCAGGAGAUGUCCACUGGUGAAGACCCCUUUAAACCAGGCAUCCACCCUUAUGAGCUUUGCUGGGCACACACACACACACACACACGCACACAGUGGCCUUCAAGUGGGUACGAGUGGGUAAGAGCUCAGGGUAAGAUGAGGAGCUUUGUCAUUUUGUGUUUUUUUCGUUUUUAAUUGAGUUGAGUCAUUUUGUGUGGUGCCCCGGUCCCUCGCCCCACCUCAGCUGCGGCCACUCGUCAUCUGUGUGUAUUGUUUUUGUUUUGCUCCAAUUGUAUGGCUACGUUGACGCUGUGAGAACGUGGACAUGUUGAGGUUGUGUACUUCAAAUAAAUUAUGACUUAUUUAUGUAUAAGUGGA
This is a messenger RNA of Phyllopteryx taeniolatus (common seadragon), 3580 nucleotides long. It is a transcript of the gene elapor2a, whose product is annotated as endosome-lysosome associated apoptosis and autophagy regulator family member 2a. The transcript is spliced from 22 exons. The coding region runs from base 148 to 3192 and encodes 1014 amino acids. NCBI's taxonomy places the organism in Eukaryota, Metazoa, Chordata, Actinopteri, Syngnathiformes, Syngnathidae. Gene Ontology annotation, biological process: positive regulation of BMP signaling pathway. The record is from RefSeq and is a predicted model, not a curated record.